AUGUCUUCUCUCGUUACAGCGACAUUCGUUCUCUCCAUUCUCGCACCUGUUGGCGGCCAAUAUCUCUUCCCCGACUGCAGCAAUGGACCGCUCAAGUCCAAUGCUGUCUGUGACACGUCCAUGUCAUCGGUUGACCGUGCUACAGCUCUCGUCAACGAAAUGACUCUAGAAGAGAAGUUGAACAGCACUGGCAAUGUGAAUCCUGGAGUACCUCGUUUGGGUUUGCCCGCCUAUGAUUGGUGGCAAGAAGCCUUACACGGGGUGGCCACUCGACACGGUGCCAACUACACUCCCGAAGGAGAUUAUAGUCACGCCACCUCGUUUCCACAGCCGCUUCUCAUGGGCGCCGCAUUUGAUGACGAGUUGAUAUUCGAUGUUGCAACCGUCAUCAGCACCGAAGCCAGAGCCUUUAGCAACGCGAACCGCCUGGGCCUAGAUUUAUGGACCCCUAAUAUCAAUCCGUAUCGCGACCCGCGGUGGGGACGUGGACAGGAGGUUCCUGGAGAAGAUCCAUAUCACUUACAGUCAUAUGUCAAAGCCUUGAUUAAAGGUUUACAGGGUGGUAUAGACCCAGACAGUCCCUUCCGGUAUUGCCUGACGAAGCACUUCGCUGCUUACGAUCUAGAGAACUGGAACGGAAUCCGCCGAUAUGACUUCGAUGCUCAAGUCAGUACUCAAGAUUUAAGAGAGUAUUACAUGCCUCCGUUUCAGACCUGCGCGCGAGAUGCUAAGGUCGGUGCUUUUAUGUGCUCUUACAACGCUCUCAAUGGUGUCCCAGCAUGUGCAAACGAAUACCUGAUGCAGACAAUUUUGCGCGAGCACUGGGGUUGGAAUGCCAGUGAUCACUGGGUGGUGUCGGAUUGUGAUGCAGUCCAGCAGGUGUUCAGCUCAGGCACACACGACCACGCAUACGCGGCGACGAGGGAGCAGACUGUUGCCGACACUCUCUCCGCAGGAACGGACCUAAACUGUGGCACGUACUAUCCAAGCCAUCUAGGCGCCGCCAUCGCUCAGGGACUGAUCCAAGAGUCCGCGCUGGACCAAUCGUUGGUUCGCCUCUAUUCUGCUCUUGUGAGACUGGGCUACUUCGACACCGGCUCUUCACAUGCCUACCGUUCUCUGGAUUGGUCAAACGUGUCCACUCCUGCAUCGGAGCGGUUGGCCUACAACGCUGCGGCGGAGAGCAUCGUUCUGCUUAAGAACGACGGCACGCUCCCCUACGCCAUCACGCCCUCGACCUCGGUUGCGCUGAUUGGAGAAUGGGCCAAUGCAACCGUCUCUAUGCAGGGGAACUAUGCAGGCACCGCGCCCUACCUCCAUAGCCCCCUAUACGCCCUUCAACAGCUCAAUGUGACCGUCAACUACGCAACCGGACCUGGACAAAGCAAUCCGUUGACAGACUUUAUCCCAGCUGCCAUCAACGCAGCCAACAGCUCAGACGUCAUCAUCUACAUUGGCGGCAUGGAUCAAGAAGAUGCCGACGAAGGCGACGAUCGGUACUGGAUAGAUUGGACACAGACUCAGAGAGACCUGAUCUCGCAAGUGGCCGCGUUGGGAAAGCCGUGCAUUCUCGUUCAGAUGGGGAUGAUGCUGGAUUCGUCUCAAUUUUUCGCCAACCCCAAUAUCAGCGCCGUCCUCUGGGCUGGGUACCCCGGACAAGACGGAGGGACGGCGAUAAUCGAUAUCAUCACCGGCACGGUCGCGCCAGCCGGUCGGCUGCCGGUAACCCAGUAUCCAGCGCACUACGUCAACGACGUUCCAAUGACAGACAUGUCCCUCAGGCCGGGGCCAAACAAUCCGGGACGGACGUACAGGUGGUACAACGACGCAGUCGUCCCGUUUGGGUUCGGACUUCACUACACCAACUUCUCCGCGUCGUUUAUAUCGACUACGUCGACCUACUCCAUCGCCUCUCUCAUGAGCAAUUGCACGGAUGUCUAUUCCGACCGCUGCCCCUUCCAAGCAUUCCCCGUCAACGUCACAAAUACCGGCGGCACCACGUCGGACUUUGUGACUCUGGGGUUCCUGUCGGGACAGUUCGGCCCGCAGCCAUAUCCGAUAAAGACGCUGGUCGCAUACGACCGACUGCAUGAUGUCCAGCCUGGAAGCUCGCGGGUUACCAUGCUGAACCUUACGUUGGGCUCUUUGGCGCGGGUCGACGAGCUAGGAAACACCGUCCUCUACCCAGGCGACUACGCUCUGCUAGUAGACCAGCCGACCCAGGCAAUACUCAAUUUCACUCUGACUGGCGACGAGGUCGUCCUAGACGAAUGGCCUCAGCCGCCCCAGCAGGACAUGCGAUAUAGACCGCCGCAUCAACGAAGGGCAUGGCGCACAGCUUCUAAGGAUAGGCCGGCUGCCCAAAUCAACACCAGUCGACCUUCUCCAACUCACACGCAGUCAUAUGGCCACCCACACUGUCUGGAGGAUGGUGAUGACGAUACGAAUGCCGAAACUCAGGGCAUUCGCAACCUGGGUAACCUGGAGAUCGAGGCUCAGAAUAAACUUGACAAUGCCAACGCUGAACCAUUGACUCGUUUACAUACAACAUGUGGAGAUUCAGACGAACAGGCAAUUCCAAGCUUGUCCAACGCGACGACAUGGCCUCACAUAGCAAGACGCAAGUCUACCGCGUCGAUCGCCGCCGCUGCAUCAACUCCGCAGCCUAUGCUCACGCCCAAAGGAGGAGUUGUAGGCCGACCGGUAUAUCUGGAGAACGAGAUUGAAUUCCUGGAAAGGGAAACAGAGCUGAUGGAGUCCUCGGCGCCAACAUCACCUCCCACCAACUCGCAUCCGGAAGUUGACCUCGCUUUUCUACGCCUCUACAGGGCCUUCGAUCUCCCGACUCGAGCCAUCAGAGAUAGCCUCGUGAACAGCUUCAAAGUGUAUUGCAGUCCUUGGAUGCCUGUGAUCGAGCGGGAAGAACUUCAAAGUCUGGGGUUGAGAGCCUGCGAGAUCCAGAGCCGCCACAGGAAUGAAGGAGAAAACACCCCGUCCCUCCUGCUAACUCAAGCGCUCUUUGUGGCCGGAAGCCGCGUUCAAUCCUCUCGCUUCUCGUUCAAUAGCUGCAGCGAAUUCUACAACCGAGCCAAAGCACUCUAUUUUGCGGAACACGAGCUCAAUCCGCUCACCGUCAUCCGUGCACUCUGUCUGCUCCAGUGGUACAACCCCAAUGGACCCGAGUUUGUCUCUAUCCAUUCCAGUGUCUCCUGGCUCAGACUGGCGGUUGGGUUGGCCUUCCAAAUCGGCCUCCAUCGAGAGCCAGAUCCCAGAAACCCAGAUUAUAAAUUACGCCGAAGACUGUUUUGGACACUUGUUGCACGCGAUGCACUUCUAUCAGCCUCCCAAGGUCGACCACGCUCUAUCAACCUCAACGACUGUACUGUACGUUGGCCAACACUUCAUGAUUUCCCCGAGGACAAUAAGCAUGCCCGCCUUUUCCUGAGUUACGUCGACAUAUGCUGCAUUCUCGGCCGCCUGGGGCAAGCUGCCCUGCCCGGUGGCCAUAUUGGAUCGCUCUGUGUUGGGGUCGGCCGCGACUUGUACAGAUGGAGAAGUCAGCUGCCUCCGGAACUCCAGCUAGACAGCUCAAGCGACUUCGAUUUCGAAAGCCGACAACUGCAUAUCCCAUACUUCACUGCCAUCUCCAUAUUGUACGGUCCAGGUCCUGCUGUGCAAAACUGUUCGGUUGCCGCCAUAUUGGCCUCAUCUUGCGUGGCACGGAUUUUCGAGGAUUUCCUGGCCCGCGAUAUGCUUAGGUAUCUCAGCCCGAUUUAUAUCUUCUAUCUUUUCACGGCGGGGCUGCCCCAGAUAUCUGGUCACAAGAUCCCAAUACUGAGAGAAGCAUCCAAGAGGGAAUUCAAGAUGAUCCGCUACUCCCUCCUGGAGAUGAGCAAAACCUGGCAUUCCGCUCACCGUCACUUGGGAUCCCUGAACAAGUUGUUGGCCGCAAUCAACCGUAGCAAUGCUACAGAGUCACGCACAUUCAAGCGAAACAUCGCCUUGAUCGGGCAGAGCCACAAGGACUCCAGCCUCACUGAUCAGUUAUCCCUCUUCGAGAGACUGGGGCCGGAGUUGUGUCCAAAGUGUGAUCUGGUCAUUGGGUCGACGUCCCCAAGCCGCACCCUCCCGUCACAGAAUUUCGUGAACAGCGAGGGGCGCGAACUCCCACUUCACAGCAACGCCGCGACCACCCCUUCUUCGUCUACUGCUGACGACCUAGGCGCCGCUGAGAGUAUCACUUCGAUUGAAAGAGCGGCCGAUCGCGCGAACCAGGUGUGUUUCCGAACGUACAACCCCGGCGAAUGCUUUCAGUUGUCACCUUCGGCCAUGCCAAAUUGGGAAGACUGUAACGACAUACGUACCCUCGAUAUAGACGAAGAGAGGCGCGAAACAGAGCAAGAACCGGAGGCGGUGGAUCUCGGAAGCAGCGCAUUGACUCUUCUGGCACCUACAGACUCGCCACCGGCCUUGGAAAUGGCCAGCAGAUACGAUCUUGAUCCUUCAUCUUACAGAAAGUCCGUCACGAAACAACGUGAGAGUCACGCCUUGUCCGACCAUAUGGGACAGAACCCCACGGCAUAUCUACACUCCCACAGCGACAUAACUGCAGCCGCCGUGGCAGACAGGGAGACGCAGAAGAGAAUAAGCACUAACAUGGGUGGGCCGCCGCGUAGCCAGAGGUCCUCAGUCCGUCCAGCUCAAGCAGAUAUAGCCCAAGAAUCGCAUGGCGGACUUUCAUCAGCCGGUCACAGUGCCCCUGGUGCUAUGAGUACCAGGAGUCACAGUGAAAUUCGACGCCCUCAGCAGCAACGGCAGCACCCCCACUUCCACAACCAUACCGAUCUUUCAGGAUCCGCCCUGGAGAACUAUGGUCUCGGUACGAGGAUCUUGUUCGAACCGACAGAGACCAUGCUUGAUCGCAGCACCGCGUAUAACUCCGACGGUGGGAUUCUCGCGAUGGGGAUAGGCAACACCAGUUUCAGAGGGGACGAGAUGACCCUUGAUGAUAUCCUCGAGUCCGACCGAAGCUGGGUGAUGCAAGAUUGGGAUAGUGGUUAUUUCUAG
This is a messenger RNA of Cladophialophora immunda, 5067 nucleotides long. RefSeq lists its product as uncharacterized. Gene Ontology annotation, molecular function: zinc ion binding; DNA binding; alpha-L-arabinofuranosidase activity. The coding region runs from base 1 to 5067 and encodes 1688 amino acids. Gene Ontology annotation, cellular component: plant-type cell wall. The transcript has 11 exons. Gene Ontology annotation, biological process: arabinan catabolic process; DNA-templated transcription; xylan catabolic process. Lineage: Eukaryota; Fungi; Ascomycota; Eurotiomycetes; Chaetothyriales; Herpotrichiellaceae. The record is from RefSeq and is a predicted model, not a curated record.